Erigeron canadensis is the source of this 390-nucleotide messenger RNA. RefSeq lists its product as uncharacterized. The record is from RefSeq and is a predicted model, not a curated record. The transcript is spliced from 2 exons. Bases 1 to 390 code for a protein of 129 amino acids. NCBI's taxonomy places the organism in Eukaryota, Viridiplantae, Streptophyta, Magnoliopsida, Asterales, Asteraceae.
AUGCUUCGUGUGGCAGGUUCUGCGUAUCGCAGGAGGGAUAGACCAUCAGGGCUUCCUUCUACAGUUACAAAUGAAUAUCGAGUUGUAAAUAGUGAAGGAGAUAGAUAUGAUGGAUUAUCGCGGUUAAAUCUGAUUCUUACCAUUGUCCUGGGCCUUAUAAUUGAUGGCUUUGGUGAUAUAGCUGUGAUUGCCUCGUCAGCUGCAUGGCUUGAGAAAUACAAGGAACAUAUUAAGAAAUGCAUUAGUGAAAUUGAUAUGAUUAAGAGUAUAGUCUGGAGGCCAUCAACCGAUAUAUCGAAAGAAGAAGGGUUAGAUUUGGGUGAUCUUGUUCAAGAAGAGUUAUCGGGAUCUACCGAAAAGGUGAAGGUAAAAGAAUAUGAGACUCUUUAA